GCACGCUUCUCCACUUAGGAAAAUGCUGAUGAGCAGCCGUGGAUUUCCAAAACUUUUUAUCCCCAAUAUACCUGCUUCAUUUUGAAUAAUCAGGGAGGACGGACGUCAGCUGGAGCAGCAACAAACUGUCUGUCUGAGAUAUUAAGAUGAGCGCAGACACGGUGGAGCAGUCGGAGGCUCCAGCCAACCAGGCAGAGCAAAUAGGAAUCAACUUCAGCCGACAUAUAAAGACAGAGGACAUCAACGACUCGCAUCAUUCAGCUGCCACGCUGAAGACAUGUCACCUGACACAGAGCUCUCCCGUGCCUGGAGGUCAGCUGUCUGGGGAGCACACCUCCCUCCACACCAUGCAGCAGCUGGUUCUGAUGCCUCCGUCUCACCUGUCGUCUCCGUCCCCCUUCCUGCUCUCCCAGAGCCCCACCAGCCACCAAGGGGGAUUUACUAUUGAUGGACAACAGUUUAUCCAUCCGCCCAGUACGUCUGCCUCUGUCUACGCCCUCCUGCAGCAGAACCUGCUGUCUCUUCCCUGUCAGAGUCAAACUAGUCUCAUGCAGCAUCAACCUGGACUGGCUCUGACUCCACAGGCUAUGAGUCGCUCCGGUCUGGCCGGGCCGUCGAUGGAGAACCACAUGGACAUGUCCCACCUGCAGAUGCCCAAACACAUGUCAGUCCCACCACAGGAGGAACCCAGUGACCUGGAGGAGCUGGAGCAGUUCGCUAAAGCGUUCAAACAAAGACGCAUCAAACUGGGCUUCACCCAGGGAGAUGUGGGCCUUGCGAUGGGAAAACUGUACGGGAACGAUUUCAGCCAGACCACAAUCUCUCGCUUCGAGGCUCUCAACCUCAGCUUCAAAAACAUGUGCAAGCUCAAACCGCUGCUGGAGAAAUGGCUGAGCGACGCAGAGAACUCGCCUCCCGACUCGAUGAACAACCCCACCUCUCUGCCGCCGCUGAUGGAGGGCUACGGACGCAAACGGAAAAAGAGGACAAGCAUUGAAACGAACAUUAAGAUGACUCUGGAGAAACGCUUCAUGGAUAACCCGAAGCCCAACUCGGAGGAGAUAACUCUGAUCUCAGAGCAGCUCGGCAUGGAGAAGGAGGUGGUUCGGGUUUGGUUCUGUAAUCGGCGUCAGAAGGAGAAGAGGAUCUACUGCCCCGUGACGACUCUAUCGGUCAAGUCUCACAGCUACAACUCCAGAAUGGCCGGAGCAUCCAGAUCCUACAGCCCUCUGGCUUCAGGUGGAGUGUCAUCUAAUUCGUCUCCUAACAGUCUAAGCCGUGAAGCUUCUCCCAACGGUCUGUCCAUGUCCUCAGCCUCCAUCUCUCUAACGUCUCAGGUCAACCCGGCUUCCUACGGCACACCAGGGUCCUGGUACCGUACAUGGAAUCCUGCAGUUUAUCCUCACUGAAAACAACUGAAGCUUUUUGAAGAUUGUUUUUGUUUUGAGAAGGAUAUACAUUACAUACGCUGAAGAGAUGUGUUGCGGAGUGAACGCUGUUAUGAACAGAGGUUUACGACCGCAGGCUAAAAACCUUAGACGGACCCAUAAGACAGCAGAGGACUGCAAACACACACCACCACCUCCACCACCCUGCUGUUACAGGACAGCCUCCAGCUGUUUGAUUUGUGUUCAUGUGACUCUCUUUACUCUGCGUAGAGGAAAAACACAGAAAAACACACCUGACGAGAUAUCAUUAGUGAGGGAUUCUGGGAGUUCGAGCCUCAAAUAGACUCGGUUUUAAUGAUUGUGUGCCAUCUUUAAUGCUGGACUCUCAGUGGUUGUUGUUGUUGUUAUUGUAUGUUUUUUAUGUUAUAGUUGUGAAUUUGAUUCAAUCCUACAUUACGUACAGCCAGCCUGUCUAAAUAAAUAUGACAAAGGGAUUUCAUAGAGCUGUUUGGGCUUUAUAUUAGUGAACAGAACGGCUUUUGUUUUGGUUAUUUCAGCUCUUUACGGCAGUGGUUCCCAACCUUUUUACCCCUUUUCUGUCAUUGUGUAAGCUGACGACCCCUGAAUAAGUAAAUAUUUUAUGCAUAUUUCAUAUUAUAUUCAAUGCAUAACAAUAACAGUACUGAUAAACUGACAAACUUUACAAUUAACCCAAAUAGUGAACGCAAUAACUGCAGGAAAAUGAGCGAUUUGGAUGAAUUUUGAGCAGAUUAUUGAUAAGGUUUCCUGUUAUUUUUUUGAGGCUUUUAACUUUUAAUACAAAUUUCUGUCUGUAUUAAGUAUUCUUUUUUAAUUCUUAACAGUCAUUCACAAUUAAUAGGCUUAUUUUUUGUCAUUUUUUUUCUUCUCCCUGACACUUAGCCAUUGUUUGGUUGUUUUUAUUGCGGAGUACUUUUCCGAUUUUUCCGAUUUAUAUCUUAAAUAACAAUCCAAACUUUAAAAAUAACAAUUUAAUUUAGUUGUCUUUACAGAAAUUAAUGAAAUAUUGAGAUAUAGGCCAACUAUAUAUUUAACAAGACUCGGUCAAAACCUAGAAUAUGAGCAGAUUAUUUCCGGUGAAUACUGCAUCAGAAAUGAGUUUUAAUACAAUUCUCUCUAGUAUAUACUUUUUUUUAAUUGUUAACAAUCAUAUAUACUUAAUAGGCUCUUAUUUUGACAAAUUUAGAGUUUUUUUUACACUUGACCGUUGUUUUAUUCGCUCUUUAGUUGUUUUAACUUUAAAUCAAGAAGGGUUUUGCUUCAGGUUGGGAACCAGUGCUUUAAGGGCUAAAUCUUUAUUACAGCGUGGGUCUUAUUAUUGCAGUUUUGGCCGUCAUUUCUAUCAGCUCUGAUCACAACGGUGAAGAAGAAGAAACAGUGAAACUAAUAAUCCAUUAUUGCACUAGAAGUGUGAAAAUAAGUGUGACUGGCCUCGGGGCUUUGUUUACAAACCGUCUGAUCCUCUGCUCAUGUUUGUUGACCUGUUGGACUUCUUUUAGCGAUGUUAAGAUAAGAUAAUCCUUGUGUAACAAGAGGCAUCAGUAAAAAAACAAAACAAAAAAAACAAGAUAUAAUAAAUACGUAAAGAUAUCGGUGAAAACU
Molecule: messenger RNA, 3029 nt
Organism: Sebastes umbrosus (honeycomb rockfish)
Lineage: Eukaryota; Metazoa; Chordata; Actinopteri; Perciformes; Sebastidae
Gene: pou2f3
Product: POU class 2 homeobox 3
Exons: 14
Coding region: 147-1409 (420 amino acids)
Biological process (GO): regulation of transcription by RNA polymerase II
Cellular component (GO): nucleus
Molecular function (GO): DNA-binding transcription factor activity, RNA polymerase II-specific; RNA polymerase II cis-regulatory region sequence-specific DNA binding
Source: RefSeq, a predicted model, not a curated record